Molecule: messenger RNA, 438 nt
Organism: Suillus subalutaceus
Lineage: Eukaryota; Fungi; Basidiomycota; Agaricomycetes; Boletales; Suillaceae
Product: GPR1/FUN34/yaaH family-domain-containing protein
Exons: 6
Coding region: 1-438 (145 amino acids)
Cellular component (GO): plasma membrane
Molecular function (GO): acetate transmembrane transporter activity
Source: RefSeq, a predicted model, not a curated record
AUGUUCGAAACCGACAACAUCGUUCAUUAUGCAUUAGGCGUCCACGACACCAGCCGCCGAUCUCAAAUUUAUUGCCGUGAGGCGCUGGCCUUCUUCGGUCACACAGAUCGUAAUUCAAUUGUGACGUUCUCCAACUUGAAGCAGGUCCCCAACCCAGCUGCACUCGGUCUGUUCUCCUUCGCGUCCACGACCUUCAUUCUGUCUCUCUACAACGUCAACGCCCAUGGAGUCAUUCUCCCCAAUGUAGUCGUCGGUAUGGCCUGCUUCUGCGGUGGUCUUGCCCAGCUUCUUGCUGGUAUGAAUUUAUGCGCCCAUCGCUGGCUCAAGCAACCCAAGACAAACGGAACUGCGGACGAGUUCUGUGUUUACUAUGGCAGUCUCAAUGAAGAGCAGAGGAAGGAUUAUGACAAUGUAGCUAACGUUAGUGUUCCAGGCUAA